UAGUUUCAUAAUGGACACAAGGAAAUCAACAUCACAAUUGUAUUCAGAUAAUAAUAUUCCACAUAACUUUAUCUUUACUCAAAGUCCUAUUCUGGAAAUUCUUCACUUCUGGACAAAUACGGUUCCUGCCAAAAGAGCGGGGAGCAUUAGCACCACCAUUAAUGUUGAGAUUAAACUAGAAUGUGGUUUAGAUUUACUAGAUUGA
This is a messenger RNA of Entrophospora candida, 205 nucleotides long. NCBI's taxonomy places the organism in Eukaryota, Fungi, Glomeromycota, Glomeromycetes, Entrophosporales, Entrophosporaceae. The record is from the annotation of a GenBank genome assembly.